Molecule: messenger RNA, 4084 nt
Organism: Drosophila kikkawai
Lineage: Eukaryota; Metazoa; Arthropoda; Insecta; Diptera; Drosophilidae
Source: RefSeq, a predicted model, not a curated record
GGUCUUCCACGUUUAUCGCGCCUCUCUGCCAAUUAACAACGGUAAAAAGUGAAAGACGCGCUGGGGGAUUCUAGAAAUCAAAUCUACCAAAUUGUGAAAAUAGAGAGCGAAAGUGACCAGCGGACAAAUAACAACAAAGUGUCUUGCUAAUUAGGCGUCACGCCACAACAACAAGUUGCGUCAAAGAAUUAUGAGCUUGUGGUGAUUUGCGAGUGUUUGCUCAAGUGACUGUGCCUUAGUUUAUGGUAACUGCAGGUGGAAACAUUUCCAUCUCCACUAGAUUGCCAAAACACUUUGCAAGCCAUGAAAAAUCAAUAAAAAUAAAAAGUACUUAUCGUAGUGGGAAAACUUCAAUAGUAAAUCCUGAUUGGCCGCAAAAAGAGUCAACACUGCAAAGAGAAACAACAAUUACGCGGAAAAUUAACGCCAAGCCAGCAGACAAGCUGCACUUGAAACAAUCUAAAGCUAACUGGAAAAUGUAUAAACAAACAUAGAGGGGGCAGGGGCUGGCGAAACAACUUUCAGCCGCGGCAAAAACUACAGUUAAGAAGAAUAUUUGCUGGAGCAACGUGCGAAUGCAGAGGAAGCCACCAGAUACAAGAUACAGCCGCUAUUGCAGCGCAAAAAGUCAACGACAACUGAACGAAACUGGCGAGAGGGAAACGCCAGACAGGGAAAGAGAAAAAGAGAGAGAGAGACCGGUCCGCUGUUAGACCCGGCCAUGAUCUUGGCCAGCGGUUUGGGCCACAACACGCUCAGUUGUCCGCCAGUCGCGCACGCAUGCGCACACGAAACGCGCUAACAGGUGAUUUUCAUAUCCACCAGAUACGAGAUACUAGAUACGAGAGACGGGAUAAAUACAAGUUACAAGAUACGCGAGCUGCAAACCGUUAGGCCGUAGGUGUGCCGCGAUGAAGUAAUUGCUAGCUAGAUAACCAAGUAACGCAAAUAGAAAACGCGCUAAAUGCGGCAGCGAAAUUCCAAACAAACGAGUCCAAAGUAAACAUGCGAAGAAAGUAAUAAAAAACCAACAAAACUGAAUUAAGACGGGGCAAAACAAAUCGACAGAAACCCAUUAACAAUCAAUGGAAUUGUGUUUGUGUGCUAAAAAGAUUGAUUUGUCAAUUGGCUUACAAUUUUGCCAAUAAAGCCGGUCAUUGUGUCCGCCAGAGCUCAAAGUUCCUGAGCACGUAGCUAGGGCGAAACUGGCUAGAUAAACAGUUUGGGAACACGUAAAUUGCACCCACAAUUGCAGGUUGAAGGUGUGAAUUACCCACCAGCAGUGCUAACUGCUAACUGGAAGAGUGAAAACGAGACCCGAAAACGAAACUGAAAAUGCCCAAGACACACAGUGAUCUGCUCCGUAAUUGGACCUCGGGUGAGAGCCGGAGGCAGUGGACAUCCUCUAGUAGAAAUCGCACCUGCAAUCACAGCAGCAAUCCAAAUCGAAGUCGCAGCCUCCCAUGGUCGAGCAUGGUCGGAUCAAAAACCAGCCUGCUGAUUUUCCUCCUCUCAAUCUGCCUAAUAAACGCGGUAGCCAAGGCGGAUGAGACGGCUCGAAAUGGUGGCCGUCGUGGCCGUCAUCUUUCCACCACACCGCUGGGUCGCCUGGAAACGGAGACCGCCGAGGAGGUGACGGAGUCGGCCACAGAAUCCGAAACGGAGUCUUCUACAACGGAACUGCCGCCGGAAGAAUGGCAACCAGUACUGAAUGCCACGGAUCAGCCGGCCAGGAAGCAAAUGGAUAAAAUAGCACCCACCGACUCCCUGCUUCUCCGCCUGGCCAGGCGCUUUACCAGUGGCAACGAGCUCUGGGAUGGACUUGUUCGCGAUUGCUAUCUAAAGCCGGACAUCUCGUGCUUCCAGAAGAAUGUGUUCAGCUAUUUGGAUGGUGCUCUGGAUGUGCAGGAUGUCAAUGUGACAGAGAGACUCAAGUUUUUCAAGAACAAAGUUCACUACGAGGUCGAGAAGGAUAAGGAGGAGCACUCGGAGGCACGUGCCGCAGCCAGUCCGGAAACCCCGAUCGAGGAAGUGACCAGCGCUCUAUAUGGAAAGAGCAUCCAAUUCGCCAUGACCCACGAUCUGGAGGUGGACUUGCCGGAGGUAAUGUUCAACGGCGCCACAUUUCGCAUCUCGCCGCGGGCCAUCGAGGGAAAUGGAAUCAUUGCCAAGCUGGAGCUGAUUCCCAAACAGGUAGUCAAGGCCCGACUGGCUGGCGCGAUAAUCCAGAAGAAGAUACAAAAAUUUCUACGCAGCAAACUGGUGUUGUCAUUCCUCGCCUUGCUGCUCAUCAUCAAGAUCAUCAAGAUCAAGCUAUUCUGGCUGCUGCCGAUCAUCAUUGGAGUCGGAGCCGCCAAGAAGCUGCUGUUGAAGUUCCUGCUAUUCCUGUUCCCGGCGCUGUCGCAUCUCUUCAAGCUCUGCUCCUAUUACCAGCAGUCCUAUCACGCACCACCCAAAUACCACCACCACCAUCACCUCAUCGAUCAUCAUCAUACGGUGGUCCCCCCAUGGCACAGCGGAGAGCAUCAUUCCGGUCCCGAGCUCAUCUACACGCACCCGCCAAAGGGCCAUCCGUCCGCCUAUCUCCAUGGAGCGCCCGUUCACGAGAGCUACGGCCCAGGAGGAUUCGAGCACUUCGAGGGAGCCUGGGAGAACAGUGGUCCUGGACUAGGUUCCGAAUACAUAGGCGAUAUUAACCGCGCUGCACAAAUUGAGGAUAAUGCGCAUUACUUUAAGCCCAACACGGCUAACGAUGCCGGGGUUUUGCAUGCUUGGGGCCUGGGCACCACACAGGUACAACAGCAGCCACAUCACAUACAGCAGCAGCAGCAUCAGCGAUGGCCUGCCACCCAGCAGGCCAGGCCACCAACAAUUCAGCAAAAACAUCAUCAACAGCAGCACCAGCACCAGCAGCAGCUCAAGCUACAGCUGCAACAGCAAUUAGGUGCUCAGAAAGCACAGCCCUCUAGUCACAGUUUAAACCCAUUUCAAAGUCAGGACCAACAAAGCUCAAGGCCGUCACAUACGCAGCACCAUCCGGUGUUCGUUCCAGGACAUCAUCCGCCACAGAACGGGCCAGGACUUACGGCAGCAGCACAAAUAGCCGCACAGUAUGAUCCCGCACGCAACAAUCAGCAGCAACAGCAGAAACAGCAACAGCAGACCUUGCAGGAGCCACAACUUUCGCCUGAACUGGCCGCCCAGCUGAAGGAGGCCAUUCGGAUUCAGGCAGAGCAGCGCCUGAUCCAGCAGCAGCAGAAGAUACUGGAGCAUCAGCCAUUCGUGCAGGAUGGACAGCCACUGUACCCGCUCAACUAUGAUCCCUUCUACAGUCCCAUUCUGCUCAAAAUAGACAAGAUUGUCGAGCAGCUGGGCGUGAAGAAUGACCUGUGCAAGGAGCGCAUUGUUUGCAGUAUGUACAAGGAUCCGGCCACCUAUAGUCCGCACAGCAAUUUCGUUUCCGCCGAGCUGAGUCGCGACACCAGCGAACUGGAGCCCGUAACGCAUGCGAAUGAGGCAGUGCGUCGUUUCUACCGGCUAAUUCAGGCUGCUCGGGAUGGCCAGGAUCAAAAGGACUGCCAGAGCCUGUAUCCACAGUGCAAUAUGCCGGCCAAGUGAGCCGCAGGGAGUCUGCAAGUCGCAGAGAAGCAGAGUCGAGCUACUUUGAAGUCAACUUUUUUCCUUGUUAACAAAAAAAAACACGAACUGUAAAUAGGAUAAUAACCGUACUUUAAGCAUAAUUUAUUUGUUAAACUCUUAUUUAUUUAUUUAUUUAUUUAUUGUAGACUAAUGGUUUUCCUAGUUGCUAUUAAUUAAAGCUCUUCUGCUAUUCGACAGCCGAAUUAAUAUUUAUUCUGAUUUUGUUCACGAUUACCUACACAUUAUAUAUUAUUUAUUAAAAUUGGCUGCGGUCAGAACACUUUUUAAAUUUCUCACCCACAACUCACUCGCACGCAUAUAUAAAAUUCUCUUUUAAAAAUCAAAAAUAAUGAAAUCAGAAUAUUUAUUAAUUGCCGGCCAGACGGAUGUGGCUCCAAAUUCACUUAGUCAAUACGAAAAAAAUUGUUAAUAGAGUAUUUUUCUG